Messenger RNA from Musa acuminata AAA Group (dessert banana), 1590 nucleotides. Its product is annotated as NAC domain-containing protein 73. Gene Ontology annotation, molecular function: DNA-binding transcription factor activity; transcription cis-regulatory region binding. Gene Ontology annotation, biological process: regulation of DNA-templated transcription. Gene Ontology annotation, cellular component: nucleus. The coding region runs from base 503 to 1369 and encodes 288 amino acids. The transcript is spliced from 3 exons. NCBI's taxonomy places the organism in Eukaryota, Viridiplantae, Streptophyta, Magnoliopsida, Zingiberales, Musaceae. The record is from RefSeq and is a predicted model, not a curated record.
CAGCUGAACAAUGAAGAGGAGAGCAUGAACAUGUUCCCCCUCCUUUUAAAGUCACUUAGGUUUAAGGAUCGUUUGGUUACAAAGUCCUCGAGAGACGUAGAUAAACACAAGCAAAGAUUAAGGGUCAAGGAGUUUGCCACAAUUUGUUGAGUAGAGUAUCUCUCUUCCUCACCUUCACACUUCCCAUAACCUCGUUUUGUCUUGUCCUUUCCUUUUGUGUUCCUCUCUCCUCCUUUGGGAACGAUGACCAAAAGCGAAGGAGAACUCUAUUCCUUCCCUACUCUCAAGGACAGCUGAGGACGGCAAAGUGGAGUCACGUUGCUUUGUGAGAAACAAGCUUCUUUCUUCUUUCCCUUUUCCUUCCGCCCCUUGCCUUGUCUAGUUAUUAUUCUCUUUGCCGGGUCCGGAGAAGCGGGAAGGAGAGAUAAGGGAAUGCUUUCCCAAACAGAGUAUUGAGCUUUGUGGGUAGGGGGGGGAAUGAGAUCAGGUUAGGGUUCCCAACAUGGCUUGGUGCAGUAGCUGUGGAAACGAUCGCAUGUUCGACAGAAAUCUAGCCUCCUCGGUAGCACUGGUUGGAGUUGGAAAGAGAUUGAAAGCAAAUUCCAUCAAGGCAUGUCCUUCUUGUGGUCAUCGCAUCGAGCUUGUCGAAUCCGAAAAGCCUCCUUCUGCCAUUCAAGAUUUGCCGGGGUUGCCCGCCGGAGUGAAGUUUGAUCCAACGGACCAAGAGCUUCUCGAGCAUUUGGAGGGGAAAGCGAUGCCCGAGUCGGAAAAGUUUCACCCUCUCAUCGAUGAGUUCAUUCCUACCAUAGAAGGAGAGAGUGGGAUUUGCUACACCCAUCCUGAGAAGCUUCCUGGGGUGAGGAGGGAUGGAUUAGUCAGACACUUCUUCCAUCGCCCCUCCAAGGCAUACACGACGGGGACAAGGAAGAGGAGAAAGGUGCACACCGACGAGCAUGGCGGUGAGACACGGUGGCACAAGACCGGCAAGACAAGGCCAGUGCUCGUGGGCGGAAGUCUGAAGGGCUACAAGAAGAUCCUCGUCCUCUACACCAACUAUGGUAACCAAAGAAAGCCGGAGAAGACGAAUUGGGUGAUGCACCAGUACCAUCUCGGCUCCGACGAGGAGGAGAAGGAAGGGGAACUUGUUGUGUCAAAGGUUUUCUACCAGACGCAGCCACGGCAGUGUGGUUUGGGAGCGAAGGAUGCGGUCCAAACAAGGCUUAACGGAUACGGAGGGGGCGGCAACGCCAUCCUCAAAGAUGGAAGCAUCAGUAACUACUGUAGCUCGUCGCUGAUAUCCUAUGACCAGACCAGGAACAGCCAAGCUAAGUUUGCCAUGCAGACUACUGGAGCUUCUUUUCUUCCAUGACAAGGGAUAUAUAUACAAAUAUAGAAGAAGAAAUGAUAUGACAAGGUUGUUUAAUUUUGUACACAGGUGAAUGCAUUCAUUCACUCCAACACGAACCUUUUGAUGGAAUGCAUGAGAGGUUGGAUUUCCUUUUGCUUUUACAUGUAUCAAGUAAGUUUGUCCAGCUUUUUCCUGCAAUGGUUGUAAAGAUGAGCCAACUUACUGCAGCAGCGUGUUUGUAA